Knipowitschia caucasica is the source of this 294-nucleotide messenger RNA. The record is from the annotation of a GenBank genome assembly. NCBI's taxonomy places the organism in Eukaryota, Metazoa, Chordata, Actinopteri, Gobiiformes, Gobiidae.
AUGACCCUCCCUCACCCUCUCUCACGACCCUCCCUCAGCCUCUCCACGACCGUCCCUCACCCUCUCCCUCCCUCUCCACGACCGUCCCUCACCCUCUCCCUCCCUCUCCACGACCCUCCCUCCACCCUCUCCACGACCCUCCCUCACCCUCUCUCACGACCCUCCCUCAGCCUCACCCUCUCCAUGACCCUCCCUCACCCUCUCCACGACCCUCCCUCACCCUCUCCACGACCCUCCCUCACCCUCUCCACGACCCUCCCUCACCCUCUCUCACGACCCUCCCUCACCCUCUAA